GUUAGUCAAGCAAUACAACUUUCGACGUUGAGCCGGGGGUCUCUUUGGAAACAGCCUCUCUACUUUCGAGUAGGGGCAAGGUCUGCGUACACACACCCUCCCCAGACCCUACUCUUGUGGGAUUUAACUGGGUUGUUGUUGUUGUUAUUUGUUUGUACCUCUCGAUUCUUUUGACAAUAGAAAUUGUUGUCAUAAAUGACAACAACACUUCAAGUGUUCUGUUAAAAAAAUUGAUAGGAAAUACGGAGUAACAUUUUUUCGAGCAUAACAUUGUAGUGCACGCACACAUGUCUCUCUUGACCGUUUCUUCCUCACCUCUCUUCCACAAAUUAACCUUUCCUCAUUCCAACCUUCAUUCCCCUCUCCCAUGAUUUCUCGAUCAAUUUUCUCUCUCUCCUUCCCCCCGUCAUCUUCACAUCGAAAGUAUGUAUCGACACACAGAAUAAAUAAAUCCGCCGCACUGGACACAUCUCCCGCUUAGAACCUGGCGAUCGGCGUCUUUGUCACCGGAAAUGGCGGUUUUCUCGGCCAAGUUCUUCUUCCUCCCCGUCAUCAUAUGGAUUUUAUUCCGGGUUACUACCAAGCUGAUAUUUCUGAUUUUGAGAUGUGUUAUGGGAGUGACUGUGGAGUUUCAUGUAUCAGGAAUGAGGAGUUUGAGAAAUGUUGUAGUGAAGUUAAAAAAGGGAUCGGUUGAGAGCAUUUCAGUUGGAGAAAUCAGAUUAAGUCUACGCCACUUGUUGGCUAAACUUGGGACUGGUGUUUUGUCCAGGGGUCCAAAAUUGAAGGUGCUAAUAUAUGAUCUGGAAAUUGUUAUGAAGGCUACCCGAACGGCCACUCAGAACAAAAGGUCCCGCUCCUCUCAGAAAACCCGUAAGCCAGGUUGCAGAAAGUGGAUGUUCCUAGCUAAUAUGGCAAGAUUUUUGUCAGUAUCUAUAACUAAGCUGUCUUUCAGGACACCGAAGGUUGCUGUGGAGAUUAAAGAGCUGUCCCUUGAUACAUAUAAAGAUGGUGGAUCCAAGCCAAAAUUAACUGUGAAUUUGAAAGUGGUGCCUGUUCUCGUAUAUUUAGGUGAUAGACAGGUCAAUUAUACUCAGUCUUCGUUGCAUGGUGGACACGUUCCUUCCUACCAGACAUUAGUAGCACCGUUAGAGAAGACAUCUGCUCCUUCUAUAUGUGAAGAGUUUUCUCUCUCGUGUGAAUUUGGUCUUGAUAGGGAAGCUGGUGUUGUAGUUAACAGUUUAGAUACCAGAUGUGGAGAUGUUUCUUUAUGCCUAAGUGAGGAGCUAAUUUUAAAAAAGAAAAAUGCAGCAGAUGCUUUCUCCCAGGUUGAUGAUGUUGUAAAAGUGACCAAUGACUCUGCUGCUACUGAAAAACCACAGAAAAAGCAUGCUUCAUUGGCUAUAGAUAAAUAUGCUUCUCUGUUUCCAGAAAAGCUUAGCUUCAGUCUCCCUAAAUUGCAUAUGAAGUUUGUGCACCGGGGAGAGGGUCUCCUCAUGGAGAAUAACAUAGCAGGCAUUCAGUUGAACGGCUCAAAAUCUCAAAGAACUGAAGAUGUGGGAAAAAGCACUCGACUUGAUAUACAGAUGGAAUUCAGUGAGAUCCAUCUACUUGAAGAGGCAGGCAUUUCUAUUUUGGAGAUUUUGAAACUUGAUUGUAUCUCUUCCAUUUAUAUCCCGACUGAGCCAACCUUGCCAGUUAGGGCUGAAAUUGAUAUUAAGCUAGGAGGGUUGCAAUACAAUCUGAUAAUAACUAAAUUAACUCCAUGGAUGCGGCUUCAUUUUUUAAAGAAAAAGAAAGUGGUGCAUCGGGUAGGAGGCUCUACUUCUGAAAAACCAAAAUCAUCUGGAUAUAAAUCCAUUAUAUGGGCAUGCACUUGUACUGCUCCAGAGAUGACCAUUGUGAUUUAUGAUUUGAGUUCCUCACCGCUGUAUCAUGGUUGCUUGCUAUUAUUGCAUGCCUCAGUCAACAACACAUCUAGCUCUGGCAUCGCAGCACACACAGAACUCGGUGAAUUCAAUCUACGCAUGUCUGAGGAGCAUGAAGAAUGCUUAAAGCAAGCCGUAUUUGGGAUUGAAACUGCAAAUGUGAACCCAUUAACACACGCAGAAAAGGUGAGCAUAGAUUGGGGGAAAAAGGAUAUAGAGUCUUCUGAAGAUGGUACGGCGUGUGGUCUGGGUCUUCGUGUUGAUGUAGCUGGCAUGAAUUUUUUCAUAACCUUAAGGACUGCAAGUAUUACAUCUACUGCCUCAAAUGACUUGAAGGAAUUGAAGUAUGAUGUUUCCCUUGAAGUUCUCAAUUUGAGUCUUUCCAAGAACAAAGAGAAACAAACUGAGCAAAUGGAGCUGAAGAGGGUCAUAUCUGUAUAUCAAGAACACUUGGAAGGAAAUAACAUUGCAACUAAAGUUACAUUGCUUGACAUGCAACAUGCGAAGUGUGUAAGGCGAUCUGGUGGUCUUAAAGAGAUUUCUAUUUGUUCUCUCUUCAGUGCUACUGAUAUAUCUCUGAGAUGGGAGCCUGAUGUGCAUAUAGCAUUAGUUGAAUUGGGACUACGGUUGAAGUUACUUGUGGCAAAACAUAACGUUAAGGAACCUAUUAAAGAAGAUAGUGAACCAAAGAAAGAGACCUCUGCUGCAGAAGCACUUGAAAAACAGAAAAAUAAAAGAGAAACCAUUUAUGCGAUUGAUGUGGAAACACUUAAUAUAUCUGUUGAAGCAGGGGAUGGGGUUGAGGCCACCAUCCUGGUACAAUCUAUAUUUUCUGAAAAUGCAUGGAUAGGCUUACUUCUUGAAGGAUCCAUUCUUCAUUUUAACAAUGCACGAAUACUUAGAAGCAGCAGGAUGCAAAUUUCUCGGAUCCCUAAUUCCUCCUCCAACAGUUUGUCAAAUGUUAAAGGGGGAAUCACCGCAUGGGAUUGGGUAGUUCAAGCUCUAGAUAUUCACAUAUUUGUACCAUACAGGCUGGAAUUGCGUGCUAUUGAUGAUUCUGUUGAGGAAAUGAUUCGAGCUUUGAAGCUUGUUACUGCAGCUAAAACUAAACUUGUGUUUCCAAACAAGGAAGAGAAAAGAAACCCCAAAGUACCAGGUUCAUCAAGAACUGGGCGAGUAAGAUUAUGCAUACGUAAACUGACCGCAGAACUAGAAGAAGAACCACUACAAGGCUGGCUUGAUGAGCAUUACCAUUUGCUGAAGAAUGAAGCUCGAGAAUUAGCUGUCCGUAUGAGCUUCCUUGACAAACUUGCCUCUAGAGGUGUCCAAUCUCCUAGUGUUGAGAACCAGAAUGCUGAUGUUCUUGAAGGAAAGAUUCUUUUAAAUGGAGAGGAGAUUGAUUUGCAGGACUCUUCAGUUAUCCAGAAACUGCAAGAGGAAAUGUAUAGGCAGUCAUUCCGGUUGUACUACCAGGCAUGCCAGAAUCUUGAGCCAUCACAAGGAUCAGGGGCUUGUAGAGAAGGGUUCCAAUCUGGUUUCAGUCCUAGUGCUGCCAGAAUUUCACUUUUCUCAUUGUGUGCCACAGAAUUAGAUGUAAGCUUGACAAAAAUUGAAGGAGGUGAUGCUGGGAUGAUUGAACUCCUUCAGAAGCUAGAUCCUGUAUGUCGUGCACAUAACAUUCCAUUUUCACGACUGUAUGGAAGUAAAAUCAAUUUACAGACAGGUUCCCUUGUUGUUCGGAUAAGAAAUUACACAUGUCCAUUAUUUGCUGCAACUUCGGGAAGAUGUGAAGGCCGCCUUGUGAUGGCUCAGCAGGCAACAUGUUUUCAACCCCAAGUUCGACAAAAUGUCUAUAUAGGGAGAUGGAGGAGGGUCUCUUUACUUCGUUCAGCGAGUGGUACAACUCCACCAAUGAAAACAUAUUCAGAUUUGCCCUUACAUUUUCAGAAAGCUGAAAUUUCCUAUGGGGUUAGUUUUGAACCAUCGUUCACUGAUAUCUGCUAUGUUUUCUCUGUGGCUCUUCGCAGAGCCAAUUUAAGUAUUAGGAACCCAAACCCUGAUCCUCCUCCACCUAAAAAGGAAAAGAGCUUGCCGUGGUGGGACGAAAUGAGAAACUAUAUUCAUGGUAACACAUCUUUAUACUUUGCUGAAACCAGAUGGAAUAUUCUUGCUACAACCGAUCCCUAUGAAGAGUCUGACAAGCUCUUGGUCUUAUCUGGUCUUAUGGAAGUGAAACAAUCUGAUGAUGGAUCUUUUUGUCCUUUCCUAGAGGCCCCAGACUUCAAUGUUGAGGUAACUAUGGAAUGGGAAUGUGAUUCUGGAAAUCCCCUUAAUCAUUACUUAUUUGCACUUCCAGAUGAAGGUGUUCCUCGCGAAAAGGUUUAUGAUCCCUUCAGAUCAACUGCACUGUCACUGUCCUGGAAUGUUCUGCUUAGGCCCUCUUGUCAUAGUCAAUCAGAGCCAGUGGCCCCGUUUUGGAGUUCCUAGGAUUCCAAGAUCUGGGAAUCUGUCAUUAGACAAAGUAAUGACAGAAUUCAUGUUCAGGAUUGAUUCAACUCCUACAUGCAUAAGGUAUAUACCGCUAGAAGAUGAUGAUCCAGCUAAGGGUUUGACAUUUGAGAUGGAAAGAGUGAAAAUAGAACUUUAUCUUGGUCGCGGGCAACAAAAAUUUACGUUUGAAAGUGUGCGUGAUCCUCUCGAUCUUGUUUAUCAAAGCGUGGAUCUUCACAUGCCCAAGGUAUUUAUUAGUAAAGAAGAUUGCAUGAG
Messenger RNA from Cuscuta campestris, 4691 nucleotides. The record is from the annotation of a GenBank genome assembly. NCBI's taxonomy places the organism in Eukaryota, Viridiplantae, Streptophyta, Magnoliopsida, Solanales, Convolvulaceae.